AUUUGAAAAAAAGAAGUUAUAUUUUAGGUGAACGAUAUUAAACGACUUAGAUAUUAUAGAGUGGCCAUUGCUAAUUGAUUGCGUCACUCUUUCACUGACGAACACAAGAAUCACAAGUGUGAAUCCCUUUCCCAUAUAGACCCCUUCAUUCUCCCCAAGAGGCGACUGUCAUGACAUCUCUGCCACUUAUUCAACCUGCCAUAUUACGGGUUGUUAUUGGGACAUGAAUGCACAUUCUCUACGCUAUUCCUACUCACCCUAACAAUCGAAAGUAUGGAGGCAGAACCAUCGAUUCCCUCAGAUUCACUCCGGGCCCAGAUUUCCAAAUUUUCUACCAUGCUCACUGAAGCACACAAAAGAAAGCCAAUCCAUUAUUGGAUUCUUCUUGUUCUCAGCAUCUUGGCAAUGCUUGUGGCAUUUCCUGCUUCCAGCAUUCUGUCUCGUGUUUAUUAUGAUAACGGUGGCCAGAGUAAGUGGAUCAUAUCUUGGGUAGCAGUUGCUGGAUGGCCCCUAACUGCCUUAAUACUGUUUCCUGUAUACUUUAUCAGUAAAACCUUUCCUACUCCUCUGAACUUAAAACUGAGUCUGUCUUAUAUCGUUUUGGGUUUCCUAAGUGCUGCUGAUAACCUCAUGUAUGCUUAUGCCUAUGCUUACCUCCCUGCAUCCACUGCCUCACUUGUGGCAUCAUCAUCCCUUGUGUUUUCGGCGCUCUUUGGAUACUUUCUUGUGAAGAACAAAGUGAAUGCUUCAAUAGUGAAUUCCGUUUUCGUCAUAACCGCUGCAUUGACCAUCAUUGCCCUGGACUCGAGUUCAGACAGAUAUCCCAGCAUUAGUGAUAGUGAAUACAUCAUGGGAUUUGUAUGGGAUGUUUUAGGAUCUGCUUUCCAUGGGCUUAUUUUCGCUCUCUCAGAGCUCGUCUUUGUGAAGUUGCUCGGAAGAAGAUCCUUUAUCGUUGUUCUGGAGCAGCAAGUCAUGGUUUCUCUAUUUGCAUUUCUGUUUACCACUGUAGGGAUGAUUGUGAGUGGUGAUUUUCAAGGGAUGGCACAUGAGGCUACCACUUUCGAAGGUGGUAGAAGUGCUUAUUAUCUUGUUAUCAUUUGGGGUGCAAUCACUUUUCAGCUGGGGGUUCUGGGGGGCACUGCUAUAAUUUUCUUGGGCUCUACUGUGCUAGCAGGUGUGCUUAAUGCAGUAAGAACACCCAUAACAAGCAUUGCAGCUGUUAUACUGCUAAAGGACCCUAUGAGUGGUUUCAAGAUCCUCUCCCUAGUGAUCACCUUUUGGGGAUUUGGCUCAUAUAUUUAUGGCAGUUCUAUGGGUGAAAAAUCAUCAUAAGGAAAUGUGGCCACAGAUUCCAGUUCUUAAGAGGUGAUUGUUGUAAGGUAUAUGAUUAAAUCUCCGUACAUAAAAUAUUGGGAAUGUUGUUGGGUAAAUCACAAAUAUGAUUCUUUAUAUUAAUGCUUUAAAGAAUAUAACUUUUUGUCAGAAAUUGCACUUUGCCUGUCUUAAUGGUUUGAUGCAAUACCUGUUGGAUAACUUUAUUUUAUAGCACUUGAUUUUAAGA
This is a messenger RNA of Glycine soja, 1561 nucleotides long. RefSeq names its product probable purine permease 5. Gene Ontology annotation, cellular component: membrane. The record is from RefSeq and is a predicted model, not a curated record. The transcript is spliced from 3 exons. The coding region runs from base 274 to 1332 and encodes 352 amino acids. NCBI's taxonomy places the organism in Eukaryota, Viridiplantae, Streptophyta, Magnoliopsida, Fabales, Fabaceae. Gene Ontology annotation, molecular function: purine nucleoside transmembrane transporter activity.